This is a messenger RNA of Dovyalis caffra, 1431 nucleotides long. Lineage: Eukaryota; Viridiplantae; Streptophyta; Magnoliopsida; Malpighiales; Salicaceae. The record is from the annotation of a GenBank genome assembly.
AUGCGACCUCCACAGACAGCCACCAGUGCGCUUCCAUGCUCCACCCCCAGUCUCUUCUUCACUUUCACUCUCCUCUCUUUCGUCACCCUCUCCCUCUUCCUCCUCUCCUGCGAAAAACCAUCUGUCCAAAAUCGCCAAAAUGCCCUUCAAAUCUCUCAAAAUUCCAUCAAAGUCUAUGUAGCUGACCUCCCUAGAUCUCUCAACUAUGGCCUCCUUGACCAGUACUGGUCUUCUUCAAUGCCCGAUACCCGUAUUAGCUUCGAUCCAGAUCACCAGAUCCGACCCGAACCCACCAAAAACCAGAAAUUUCCUGAUUAUCCCGAGAAUCCAUUGAUUAAGCAGUACAGUGCUGAGUACUGGAUCACUGGUGACUUGAUGACACCAGAGAAGUUAAAGUUUCGAUCUUUUGCUGAAAGGGUAUUGGAUUUUAAUGAAGCCGAUGUUGUUUUUGUGCCCUUUUUUGCUACAUUGAGUGCUGAAAUGGAGCUUGCAAAAGGAAAGGGAAAUUUUAGGAGAAAGAAGGGGAAUGAGGAUUAUCAAAGGCAGAGGGAAGUGGUGGAUAUUGUGAGAAACUCCGCGGCUUGGACGCGAUCUGGUGGGAAAGAUCAUGUCUUUGUUCUAACAGACCCAGUUGCGAUGUGGCAUGUAAGAGCUGAGAUUGCCCCAGCUAUUAUCUUGGUGGUCGACUUUGGUGGGUGGUAUAGGCUUGACUCAAAGUUGUCGAAUUGUAGUUCGUCCGAUAUGAUACAGCAUACCCAAGUUUCUCUGCUGAAAGAUGUGAUUGUUCCAUACACUCAUCUGCUUCCUAGAUUGCAGUUAUCAGAGAACAAGAAACGCAAUACUCUUCUUUAUUUCAAGGGAGCCAAACAUAGGCACCGGGGAGGCAUGGUUCGAGAAAAAUUGUGGGACUUACUGGUUAAUGAGCCAGGCGUUAUUAUUGAAGAAGGCUUCCCUAAUGCUACUGGGAAGGAGCAGUCCAUUAGAGGGAUGAGAACGUCAGAAUUCUGUUUGCACCCAGCUGGGGACACGCCCACUUCUUGCAGACUUUUUGAUGCCAUCCAAAGCUUGUGCAUACCUGUUGUUGUAAGUGACAACAUAGAGCUACCUUUUGAGGGCAUGGUGGAUUACACAGAAUUCUCAGUUUUUGUUGCAGUUGAUGAUGCCUUGAAGCCCAGAUGGCUGGUGGAUCACCUCAGAAGCAUUUCUGAUAAGCAGAGGGAUGAAUUCCGUCUAAAUAUGGCAAAGGUUCAGCGGAUAUUUCAGUAUGAUAAUGUUCAUCCAGGUGGUAUUGGUCCCAUUUCUCCAGAUGGUGCAGUGAAUCACAUAUGGAAAAAGAUACAUCAAAAAUUGCCCCUGAUUAAGGAAGCAAUUGUUAGAGAGAAGAGAAAGCCACCUGGCGUAUCAAUUCCUUUGCGCUGCCAUUGUACCUGA